Molecule: messenger RNA, 3955 nt
Organism: Puntigrus tetrazona (Sumatra barb)
Lineage: Eukaryota; Metazoa; Chordata; Actinopteri; Cypriniformes; Cyprinidae
Gene: nek10
Product: NIMA-related kinase 10
Exons: 34
Coding region: 137-3337 (1066 amino acids)
Biological process (GO): protein phosphorylation
Molecular function (GO): ATP binding; protein kinase activity; protein binding
Source: RefSeq, a predicted model, not a curated record
UGUGUCUUCACGUUCCUGAUUCGAGUUUGCGUGUGUUGUCUUCUCAAAAAUAUAUGACGACCUUCAGCCAUGCGAUUCAGCCCACAGGAAUCUUCCCGAUCCACACGGACAUGAGACGGAUGAAGAUAGUGUCAACAUGUCUCUCCAAGACAGAAAGUCUAGAGGACCAAACAGACCAAACCCCAAACCUAAAGAUAAGGAGCUUCUUGAUCUCAAGAGGCUUUUAUCGCUGAUCACAGCUCCGGUGUCCGAACGGGUUUCAUCUCUGAACCGGUCCAAGGGACGAAAGGACUCCUCGAACGUUCACGAUCGCCGCAAAAUUGGAAACGGCGAAGCAUCACUGCUGGAUAACUUUAGCGUGACUUACAGAAAUCAGAGGUGUUUUAGUGACCGGCCACAUCGCAGACUGUUCCUGGACAUCUUCACUGCCUUGAUCGAUAACAGACUCGGUUACAGGAACUGGCUGGAAAAUUCCUCCUCGGACAACAUCCUGAGAGUUUUAAACUGCUUGAGGUUGUUGAUCAGGGAUCCUCUUCACCAGAAAGUCUUCUUUGAACUCCAGGGUGCCGUGCAGUUCGCUCAGCACAUGGAGUCGGUCGCGACCGUCUAUCUCGAAUGCAGAGAACAGACGCUGGAAAUCGAGCAGCUGGUUGCAAUGACAUAUGUGUUUCAGAAGUUGGCUUCUGUUGAGGAGCAAAGGCGGUGGAUUAUUAAUUGUGGCGCGCAUAAGACCCUGGUGAAGCUGCUCUCUACCCGGGACAGUAGUGUGGUAUUAGGAUCUCUGCUGGCUCUCACCACACUGGCUGAAAGUCAAGAAUGCAAAGAGAAGAUCGGAGAGCUCUCUCUCGUGGAGAAUCUUCUAGUUUUUUUACAAGAGUAUGACGUGUUUUCGAAAAGGUUGAGCGCGGAGCUGCUGCGGUUGCUGUGCUCGGUGCAGUGUGUCAGGGAUCAGGUGCGUCAGUGUGACGGGCUGCCGGUGCUGCUCAGUCUCCUUCACUCGGAGCACGUGAAGCUGCUGUGGAGCUCCGUGUGGGUUCUGGUGCAGCUGUGUCAGGAUCCCGACACCAGCGCUGAGAUCCGGGCGUGGGGCGGCGUGCAACAGCUGCUGCGCAUCUUACACGGAGAACGAGUGUACGUGUCCGACCACUCCACGAUAGAAACUCUUUCCAGCGCCAACGCAGCGGGCAGGAUACACAGACAGCACGUGCCAGCGGAGGCGAGCCCCCAAGAGACGGCCGAGAACACCAUCAAUCUGCAGGCAGCAUGCUGUGCAGCGAUCACUGAGCUUGUUUUGGACGACACAACAGCACAUAACGUGGUCCAGGUAGUCACUUCUCUCUGUCACCUGCUCCUCUUCGAUCAGAAACAUCAAUUGGCAUUUUUCCCGUCUUUAUACAGUCCGCAUGCUACGAUUCUGUUUCAGGAGAAUGGUGUGUACAUAAUUGGCAAACUGAUUUUGCCACAAAACCUUCAAGAUCCUCAGGCAAAAUCCUUACAGUGUUAUGCUUUCAGGGCCCUACGUUUCCUUUUUAGCAUGGAACGCAAUAGACAUCACUUUAAAAGACUAUUUCCUCCAGAGUUGUUUGAGAUGUUUAUAGAUGUCGGGCACUACGUAAGAGACAUUACCGCAUAUGAGCCGUUGCAGGAGAAAAUGGCCGUCUUAUCGGAGGAGGAAUUGGAUGUUCUCAGGGAAAGCAUGGAGACGGUGAACCAGAACCGACCUCCUCUGAGAGUGAUCAAUGGUUAUGCGGUUUUGGACCAUCUGGGCAGCGGCGCAUUUGGCAGCGUCUUUAAGGUCCGUAAGCAGAGCGGACAGAACAUUCUGGCGCUGAAGGAGGUGAACUUUCACAAUCCGGCCUUUGGCAAAGACAAGCGAUCCAGAGACAGCAGCGCGGAGAAGAUUGUGUCUGAGCUGACCAUCAUUAAAGAGCAGAUGUCUCAUCCGAACAUUGUAAAAUACUUCAAAACAUUUUUAGAAGCUGAUAAGCUCUAUAUCGUGAUGGAGCUCAUAGAAGGAGCUCCUCUGGCUGAGCAUUUCAGCUCUCUCAAAGAAAAGCGGCAGACGUUCACCGAGGAGAGAGUCUGGAACAUUUUCAUACAGAUCUGUCUGGCUCUGAGAUACUUGCACAAGGAGAAACGGAUCGUCCACCGAGAUCUCACACCCAAUAACAUCAUGCUCGGAGAGAGAGAUAAAGUCACUAUUACUGACUUUGGUCUUGCGAAACAGAAACAGGAGAACAGUAAGCUGACGUCAGUGGUCGGGACGAUACUGUACUGCUGUCCAGAGAUCGUGAAGAACGAGCCGUACGGCGAGAAGGCAGACGUUUGGGCCGCGGGCUGCAUCCUCUAUCAGAUGGUCACCCUCACGCCUCCGUUCUACAGCGCAAACAUGCUCUCGCUCGCUACCAAGAUUGUGGAAGCGGUCUAUGAGCCAGUACAAGACAAAGCCUUCUCUGAGAGAGUGACUCACAUGAUUAAAUGGUGCUUGACUCCAAACGCAGACGAGCGUCCGGACAUCAUCGAGGUCAGCUCCGGGAUUUCAGAUGUAAUGAUGAAGUUUGUGGACAAUCUCUGCGCCUCCUAUAAUUCACUGGAGAAAAGGGCAGAACGAGACAGGAAGAGAGCGCAGAAGUACUUCCUGGAGAGCAACAGGACCAGGAUGUGGGGCCCGAUGCAGCCGAGUGCCAUCCUCGAAGAACAAGAUGCAACCCGGGAUGCAACUCAGAGAUCGGAAACUUCUGCAUCGAUUUCAGAACAAAAUCCAAGUCAAGAAACGCCUGGGAAUGUCGCUUUAAAAUCUCCCGAUGAGCUGAACACGCUCAGCGGCGCGGAUUGCCAAAAAGCGAAAGCACGGCCAGCAUCGGCGGGAAUUUAUUUAUCUCAGAGAAAAGUUCGACAGAUCGACGAUCCCAACCAAAGGCUUCUCGAACUUCUGCAUAAGAUUAUAUUCAUAACUCAGCUCCCUCCUGCUCCACAAAACAGCUUGAAGCAGCGGGCCGUCGAGCGCUUCAAGAAGCCUCUUUUCACGUACGGAAGCGAUCCGUACAAUCUGAAGGUGGAGCUCAAUAAGGUUCUUCAAGGAAGCCAGGAGCUGGUGGAGAUGUCUUCAGCCAGCAGAGAGUGGUGGUCCAUGAUUCAGUCUCUGAGUUCAGAGCCAUCCACUGCAGAAACCCGCGGAGGGGAAUCAGGUUACACCAGUCUUCAAGAUGGACUCACCUAUGAGGACAUGCAGAGUAUGGUGGAGGACGUGCUGGAGGAGAAAGGCUAUUACAGCGCGGCUCCCGGCAGAAGUGACGUGGAUUCGGGAGCGGGAACCAGACGAACUCAAUCCCCGUGACCCGGCCCCCCUCCAGCGGCGCUCGCGUCUGCCCCGGCGACAGCCUCUCAGGUCAACCUGACAAUAAUCACAUUAUGAAUCAUAAGCUGAUUACGUGCGUAUGAACCACACGUGCUGCUGUCUGGAGUAUAUUAGAUUGCAACGAUAGCCGGGGGCUCGCACACGACGAUUUACCUCGUUUGACUCCGUGCACUUUACCGCGUGUGAUUUCCCUUGCUGUGUUUUUACCGAUUCACGCGAAACAGACCUUUGAAUGAAAUAUAGUUUCAAUAUAAAAUAGCACUUUCGUUUUUGAUGACCGAAUGAACGUACAGCUUCUACCCACGUCAAAAGCGGUGGGAAUAGAUUGAACAAAAUAUAAAGAGCGUUUAUGUGUGAUGUGUGUGGUAUAAUGACAUUGUUUUCUAUGUUUUAUGCACAUUCAGCGGUGUGCAGGGGCCUCGUCUAUUAAAUGUUGUGCAGAAACUAUCCUGAAAUCGCACAUGAAAUGCACACCAUCAUCAUAAUUCACGUCAAAGACGGUUUUCAUAAAUAAGCUUUAUGAGGCCCCUGAAGCCCGAGAGCACUAGAAAAUCAUUCAUUGUUUUUGUCAAUCCUGCAAAUAAAAAAUUAAAAAUA